Molecule: messenger RNA, 1567 nt
Organism: Hemicordylus capensis (graceful crag lizard)
Lineage: Eukaryota; Metazoa; Chordata; Lepidosauria; Squamata; Cordylidae
Gene: ADPRM
Product: ADP-ribose/CDP-alcohol diphosphatase, manganese dependent
Exons: 4
Coding region: 158-1324 (388 amino acids)
Molecular function (GO): CDP-glycerol diphosphatase activity; manganese ion binding; ADP-ribose diphosphatase activity
Source: RefSeq, a predicted model, not a curated record
AAAGGCUUCCUUAGAAGCAGAAAACGGACUCCCUCGGAGAGAGGAAGCAAAUUGAUUCGGAAGUUAACUCGGAAGUGGCACUCAGAGGAAGAGCGAGGAGAGAGGCGCCCUCUUAGCGGCACGGUCGGCUCCAGGCUGGCAAGACCAUUGGACACUUAUGGAUGAAGUUCAGAGCCACAGCCAAGGAUCCACAUCACAAACUUCUGAGCCUCUCUUCUCCUUUGGAAUCAUAGCAGAUAUUCAGUAUGCUGAUCAAGAGGAUGGUUAUGAUUUUCUGGGAUAUCAUAGGAGGUACUACAGGCACAGCCUAUGCCACCUCCAGAAUGCAGUUGAAGACUGGAAUGGGAUGAAUGUUCAGCCUUCAUUUGUUUUACAGCUUGGGGACAUCAUUGAUGGCUUCAACGCACAGCAUGACAUGUCAGAGAAAGCACUGGAAAGAGUCAUGAAGAAAUUUAAGAAGCUCAGGGCUCCAGUCCAUCAUAUAUGGGGCAACCAUGAAUUAUAUAACUUCAGUAGAGAUUAUCUAACAAAGUCUGAACUGAACACUACGUACUUACAAGAUCAGACUUUGCUUGGCAAUUCUGCUAGAGACCAAAGUGCCACUGGAGAUGCUGCAGAAUCCUACUAUGCUUAUCAUUUUUGCCCAAGGGCUAAGUUUCGAUUCAUUCUCCUUGAUACUUACGAUUUAAGUGUUCUGGGGAGGGACACAUCUAGCAAAAAAUACCAGGAUUCUCUACGCAUACUGCAAGCAAAUAAUCCAAACAAUAAUCUGAAUAUUCCACCAGAUCUUGUAAAUCCCCACUUUGUACAGUUCAAUGGAGGAUUCAGUCAAGACCAGCUGGAUUGGGUCAAUGAAGUUCUUACAUAUGCUGACAAAAAUCAAGAGAGAGUAGUGAUUGCGGCGCACCAACCAAUCCAUCCAGAUUCUACUAACCUUGUUUGCCUUGCUUGGAAUUAUAAGGCUGCUCUUUCAGUCAUCCACUCGCAUCACUCUGUGGUGUGUUUUCUUUCAGGCCACCUCCAUUGCGGUGGUUACUCUUUAGACUCUCAGGGAAUCCAUCAUCUUUCUGUUGAAGGGAUUAUAGAAACUUCUCCAAGGAGCCAUGCCUUUGGAACUAUAUAUGUCUAUGACGACAGAAUGAUAUUAAAAGGAAGAGGAACAGUACCAGAUCGAGUAAUGUACUACAGAGAAAAUGAGGCCCUGAUGCAACACACACUGAGCUGCAGUAAUUAUUUGUCUGAAGCUUGCUGCAGUACAUGUUCAGUACUUGAUGGACAAUGUGUAGAAGGGUGCCCGCACCUUCAAGUUCGACAGGGGAACUAAGUAUCAACAUUGCUCAGUGAAUUGACAGGGGGAAAGCAACUUACUCUACAGCUCCAACUCAAAAGUACUCGAUCAGUUCUGCUUUCUGUUUAAAAAAUUUAAAUGUGAACAACAGUGUAUUUAUAUCAGAUUGCUAAUUUUAUCAUAUAUUAGUGUUGUGCCUAAAACUUGAUUCAUAAGAUUUAUUUAUUUAUUUUUAGCUUAUCAUGCUUGCAAUGCAUUAUACUUUACUAGAAGUCUUCA